Molecule: messenger RNA, 2920 nt
Organism: Paralichthys olivaceus (Japanese flounder)
Lineage: Eukaryota; Metazoa; Chordata; Actinopteri; Pleuronectiformes; Paralichthyidae
Source: RefSeq, a predicted model, not a curated record
AAUGUGGAAAAUGUGUUGACUGCUGAGGGAACUGGGCUUGUCACUGCGCUCAGGGUUCUCUAUCACAUUGCCAGCCCCCCUCCUGCUGUUGAAGGUCAGCAGAGGGAUCUUAAGUGGAGCCUCGCAGGGGUCCAGCUGUUCUCAGGCGAGGGUCUGGAUACGUGUGUGCGCGUCCUGCAGAAGCUGUGCAGCGUGUUGCUGCAGCCAUGGCGUGUACACGGACACAUGGGCCCCACGCCGCAACGCUGCAUGAUCCUCAGUAUAUGCAUCAGCACACUCAGGUUGUUGCGCACCAUGUUGACAGAGCUCCUCCGUCGAGGAGCUUUUCAGUUCAGGGACACUCGUGUUGCCAGUGUGUUGGUGACGCUCCACAUGAUUGUUUGCUCCAUCCCUGCGUCUGGACGUCUGGACGGGGAGGAGACCAGAGUGCAGGCUUUAAUUGUGGAUGUGCUGCUCACCUUCACACAGGGUGUCAAUGAGGAGGUCACUCAUACUGAAGAGACUCUGGCCAGUAACACUUGGUCGCUGAUGCUGAAGGAGGUGUUGGGCUCCCUGCUCAAAGCUCCUGAAGGUCUGUUCUCUGGUCUCACGCUGCUGUCUGAGCUCCUGCCUCUCCCACUUCCAAUGCAGAGCACUCAGGUGAUAUCAGUCCAAGAUGUGGCUGUAGCCUUAAACACAAGGAAGCUGUGGAGCAUGCACAUACGGGCGCAGUGGAAAGUGUUUUCUGAGACGCUGAGGUGUGUGUGUGGAACUACAUGCCCUCCUCUCUUAGCCAUGCUGAGGAGAGUGUGCGUUCAACUGGCAGAUCUGUCUUCACCCACUGCGACGCUCAUCAUGAAGUCCCUGGUGGAGCUGCUGCUGGAGGAGCUGCAGCCAGUGGAGGGGAAAGGUGUGUGCUGGGCCCAGGCCCUCCGUCUGCUUUCUUUGAUGGAUGCCCUGGUGUCACAGAGAGCUUGUAAGAGUGCAGCAUUACACCUUCUCUCUGGGUCUGUGUCUGGAGAUGAACAACUGGCCGAUCUGUUCCCUUUGCUUCUGCCACUGUUGGUUCCUCCCACCGACCACUGCUUACAACAGCAGCAGUGCAGCGAGCUAGUGGGGACAAUAUUACAGUCACUGUGUGACCAAGACAUUUCUUUGGUGGUAUCUCCACCUGGUGACAGCUGUGUGUCUGAGGUCGAGCAGCUGGCCAAUGCACUUCCGGGGCGAGAGAUGAUGUCAUCAGUGUGCAAUGCCUUGUUAGAGGUUUUGGGGAAUGCAGAGAGCAGCGUCCCUCUCCUCCUCACCUGUAUCAGGACUUUGACAUUCUUCACUGAGCACGACUAUGGACUUUACCACUUCAAAGUUGCUCUGAAGAAACAUGGUGCGGCUCUGUGCUCGCUGUUGAAGAGGCUGGUGUUUGCAUUUAACAAGGACUCAUCAGAUCUGCUCUCAGCUCUGCUGGACUUCCUCAGACAGAUUCUCAACACAGAUGCAAUGUGUGUUGAGGAGGCUCAGGGGUCUGGUGAGGAGUCUUCCUUCUCUCAUCCACGGUUUCUGUCAGGCUCUGAGAUGAAAGCUCUGCUGCAGUGGGAGGAGUCUGAGUCACAUCCACUCCCGACUUUAGAGAAACAGAUUACGAAACUUUCUAAAGAAGAUGAAUCACUGGAGGCCAUGUUGGAAAAUGUGAUUGUUCUGAGGCAGACACUGGAGACGGCCACCGACACACCUCCAGCUGCUGAUACUGAGCCCACUCUGCCGGCUCCUGAGACACUCGGGGCCCAAUUUAACCACAGGACUGUGUUCAUUCUGUCAGAAGCUCUGGAUGAGCAGCUGAAGGCUCUGUGGUUCUCUCCCUUCCAAACUGAUGACAUAGAAACAGACCUUGACAUGGUGAAGGUGGAUCUGGUGGGACUGGCUCAGGAGUGUUGUCCAGAACUGGACCUGAAGGCAGAGCUGGAGCGCUCCUUCCUGUCUGAGCCGUCUUCUCCUGGUCACACCAAGGCUACAAAAGGCUUCAGACUGGGCAAACACAAGCACGAGACGUUCAUCACAUCAAGCGGUAAAUCAGAUUACAUCGAGCCUGCUAAACGAGCCCACAUCAUGGCUGCUCCACGUGGCCGCGGAGGUCGAGGAGGGUUCGGACAAAAUCUCUGCCGACCCCACGAUAUCUUCCGCCAGCGCAAACAGAACACUUCCCGUCCUCCCAGUAUGCACGUGGAUGACUUUGUGGCGGCAGAGUUUAAGGACAUUACGCCUCUUGGGCUUUUGCCUCCAAAACGGCUGCCCAAGAGUUCACCCAAACCCCCCACCAGAGGACUGUUCACAGGCAACAGAGGCAGAGCCACCUUCCACAGCCAGACUCGCUUUUUCACUCCACCACAACCGAAAGGUGUCCUGCUAUCUGGUAACUAUACUAGAAGAGAAGGAGGCAGAGGAUCGUCUUGGAGUGGCCAAGUUCCAGCCAUCACUCACAGAGGAACCUACAGCGAGCCCCGGGGAGGCCAGAGCAACUUCACACGUGGACCGCUGCCUUCCAGACAACCGCCAGCAAGUGCGUAUCGCCUGGCUCCUCGGGACCGAGCUCCGCGGGGAAGAGGAGGCACUGGCCUGUCGUGGCUUAGUGGAGGUGGAGGUGGCGGCAGUGCCGGAGGAGGAGGCGGGGGAGGAGGAGGGGGGAGAGGCUCUCAGGGGAGCAAGUUUAGUGGCGGAGGAGGGAGCGGAGGUGGGAGGGGCAGGCAUGUUCGCUCCUUUACCAGGUAAAUUCACCUGGGCAAUGACUGCAGCCUUUCGUGGCAACAAAUGGACCAAUCAGGAUAUCUUGUAUACUGUCUCCAUGGAAACAUGGAGGGACGAUGUUGUCACAAUGACGUACAGACUGUGUUGAUGUUUUAUGUUUUGUUAUCAUGAGUUGUGUUGAGAGAAUAAAGGUGAUCGUAAAUGA